Molecule: messenger RNA, 3942 nt
Organism: Pleuronectes platessa (European plaice)
Lineage: Eukaryota; Metazoa; Chordata; Actinopteri; Pleuronectiformes; Pleuronectidae
Gene: crb1
Product: crumbs cell polarity complex component 1
Exons: 13
Coding region: 1-3942 (1313 amino acids)
Biological process (GO): heterophilic cell-cell adhesion; establishment or maintenance of epithelial cell apical/basal polarity
Cellular component (GO): protein-containing complex; plasma membrane
Molecular function (GO): calcium ion binding
Source: RefSeq, a predicted model, not a curated record
AUGGAUUUAAAUCACUGUCUCAAUUUUGAAUUUCUCACCUGCACAAUUCUCAUCUCAUCACUGUUUGUGAUAGAUGGUGCGUCUCCUGACAGGCCGCCUCAACCUGUGGACCGGUGCUCUCCUAACCCGUGCCAGAACCGGGCCUUAUGCAGGAGCCGCCGGGGGGGCUACUCGUGCUUCUGCGUGCCGGGGUUCCAGGGCUCUCACUGUCACAUUGAUGUGAACGAGUGUGUGUCUCAGCCCUGCAGGAACGGAGCCACCUGUGUGGACAGAGUGGGACGGUUCUCCUGCCUGUGUCCUCCUGGGUUCACUGGGGCCACUUGCGAGCUCCAGAUUGAUGAGUGUCAAUCACAGCCAUGCCUCGGCGGGGGCAGUUGCCACGGCGACGCGGGUGGCUUCACUUGCACCUGCCCGUCCGGUUUCCAAGGACACCGCUGCCAGAACGGGGCCCCGUGUGUAGAGGGGGGGAACGGAUACAGAUGUGACUGCUCUCACUCAGGCUUCACAGGCCCUCACUGUGAGACACCACCCCCGCCCUGCCUCUCCCAACCCUGCUUCAACAGCGCCACCUGCAGGGACGAGCUGGGUAGCUACACCUGCGACUGCUGGCCAGGCUUCGAGGGACGUCAGUGUGAGACGGACAUCAGUGAGUGCAGCAGCGGCCCCUGCCUGCACGGAGGCCACUGCAUCGAGAGGUCGUGGCAGGUCCUGCACGGCAGCGAGCCUCUGCUGCCCGAGCGCUACGACCCGCAGCACGCCGCAGGCUACAUCUGCAGCUGUCCUCCAGGAACAACAGGUUCCCUCUGUCAGGAGGUGGUAAACCAGUGUGAUCCCAGUCCCUGUCAGAAUGGGGGCAGGUGUGAAGGCCUCGUCGGAGGCUACAGUUGCCACUGCCUCAAACAGAGUGAUGGUGGAGUUCUCUAUGGAGGCCUGAACUGUGAUGUGAGGCUGGUGGGCUGUGAGGGACACGAAUGCCUGAAUCAAGGCUCCUGCUCUCCUUUCCUGAUCAACGGGACUCACGGCUACGACUGCUCCUGCUCGGCCGGGUUCACCGGACACCUCUGCAGCACCCCCACCACAUUCUCCUUCGAGCGCAGGGGCUACCUGCUGCUCCACAGCCCUCUGGUGGAGGCAGAGUUCUCUUGCAAAAUCACCCUGAGCUUCAAGACUCUGCUGCCCACUGCUUUGUUGUUCCAGCGGAGCAACAGGGGCCUGCUGCUGAGCCUGGAGCUGGAGGGGGGGCAGCUCGGUCUCACCCUGAGGAGGGAGGCCUCUGCUGGGGCUGAGGCAGAGAGCCCACCCCAGGCCCUGGAGCUUCCGUUCAAUGUCACAGAUGGAGAGUGGCAUUCUGUAGAGGCCGUGCUGGAAAACUGGGUGCUGAGCCUGAAACUUUUGCAUGAUGCUGGGAGCUGUGGGAGCGAGGCCUGUCACAGGGUGGCCUCAGUCAGGCCGAGCACCCUGGCUGGAGCGAUGUGGAACACAUUUAUCGGAGGAGCGCCUCAGGACCAGCACGACCCCCGUGAGGACGCUCCACUUCCAGGAUUUAUCGGCUGCAUGCGGGACGUGUUUGUCGACUGGCAGCUCGUGGUCCCUGAGGAGUGGCUGAGCGACUCGGCUGUUAACGUGUCCCCCGGCUGCAGCCACAGGGACCGCUGCCUGGAUGUGCCUUGUCAAAACCGAGGACAGUGUGUCAACCUGUGGCAGAGCUACCAGUGCUGGUGUCCGAGGCCUUAUGAGGGGCAGGACUGCGAGGAGGAGCAUGUGCCCGCACGCUUUGGGAAUGAAGACUCUCACAGUUAUGCCGUGUUCAAUGUCACAGACGACCUGGUUCAGGACCUCUCCAUCUCUCUCUUCCUCCGUACGCGAAGGCCCAACGGACUCCUCCUGGUGCUCGCCAACGACAGCAGCCAGUACCUGCAGAUGUGGCUGGAGGACGGCAAGGUCACGGUUCAGGUCAAUGACCUGGAGAGUGUGAGGGCGGAGAGCGCGGUGGACGACGGGGAGGUCCACUUUGUGAGUGUGGAGGUGGUGGAGGGUCGUAUGACUCUGUACGUAGCAGCUCAGAAACAGGGGGAGGUGGAGAUCAGGACGCUCAGUGUGCAGGCCGGAGACACCGUGCAUGUGGGAGGGCUGCUGGAGAAGAAGAGCACCUCAGUGUUCGGUGGAUAUUUUAAAGGAUGUAUUCAGGACCUGAGGAUCAACGACAGCAGGCUGCAGUUCUUUGGGUUGGACACCUCAGUGAGAUCUUACCCUCUGGAGCUCAUGGAGAAUGUGACCAGCGGGUGCUCAGGGGACAACGCCUGCAGUAAGAAUCCUUGUCUGAACGGGGGAAUGUGCUACUCCAUGUGGGAUGACUUUACCUGCACCUGCCCACCCAGCACAGCAGGUCGGCGCUGUGAGGAGGUCAGGUGGUGCGAGCUGUCCCCUUGUCCCAUGGACUCAGAGUGCAGGAUGUUGAACCAGGGCUACGAAUGCUAUUCCAAUGCGACCUUCCUGAAUGACAGCACGGUGCUGUCAUUCAGGGGAAACGGACAGAUAUCACGCAACCUGACCAACCUCUCGCUGAAUCUGCGCACGAGGAGGCGCAACACGGCCGUCCUGCACGCGGAGAAGGGCUCUGCAUUCCUCACAGUCUCUGUUCAGGAUGGUUUCCUCUUCAUGGAGCUGCAGAGUGCCACCGCUGUGGACGCCAGUGAGGAGGAGGCCUCGUCUACAGUCAGCAUCAGCAGCCAGAGGAGUGUCAGUGAUGGAGAGUGGCACAGUGUCCAGGUGUUCAUGGCGACACCCUGGGCGCACACCUCCCGGUGGACUCUAGUGCUGGAUGAGGAAAUAGAGGCGGCCAGCACUUCCAGGAGCCGAGGAGGCAACCUGGACUUCCUAAAGCAGGGGGUGGACAUCUUCCUGGGGGGCCUGUCUCCUGAUUCCGGCUGGUCCCUGGCUGGGUGUCUGGGCACCGUGGAGCUGGGUGGCAUCGCCCUGUCUUACUUCAGCUCCUCCGACGUGAACUUCCCACGGCUGCAGGAGGAGCAGUUCAUCCAGACAUCUCUACACUCACCGGUCCUGGGCUGCAGCGGGGGCCCGGUGUGCCGGCCCAACCCCUGCCUGAACGGGGGGGAGUGCCAGGACCACUUCAACACCUACAACUGCAGCUGUGCCGACGGCUGGGCCGGGAGGCGCUGCGACUUCUUCACCGACACCUGCGCUACCGGUCCCUGUGUGCACGGCAACUGCAGCGUGACAGGACAGGCCUACGAGUGCACCUGCGAGUUUGGCUACGCCGGAGUGGACUGUGAAGAGGAGGUGGACAUAUGUGAGCACCACCUGUGUGCACACGGGGGCACCUGUCUGCACGGGCCGGACAGAUACGCCUGCCUCUGCCCUGAGAACUACACGGGACCCCUCUGCAAUGAACGCAUUGAAGAGAUUCCGUGGUACAUUGUUAUCAAAAAUGUACGACCGAAGCUUCCUGUGUCCGUGUGCGGCGAUGAAACCAGGAACUACACCUGCUUCAACGGAGGCAACUGCACCGACCGAGAGCUGUCGUGUGACUGUCCGCCCGGCUUCACUGGACACCGGUGUGAGCAGGAGGUGGACGAGUGCCAGUCCAACCCCUGUCUGAACGGAGGCUACUGCCGCAACCUCAUCAACAAGUUCGUCUGCAUGUGCGACAUGAGCUUCGCGGGAGACUUGUGCCAGAUGGACAUAGAGCGUGCUCCACACAGCUCACGGGUGGCCGCUGUGCUGGCUCCGUGUCUGAUUGGCUUGGCGAUAGUGGUGAUGGUGGGCCUGGCACUGGCCGUAGCCAAACUGAGAAAGAGGCGGCAGACGGAGGGCAGCUUCGGUCCGCGGCAUCUCGAGGCCGCCGGCGGUCACGACUCACCCGCUGAGCUGGGGAACACAUCCAUCAGCACGUUGGCAGCGCGCGUGGAGCGCCUGGUGUAG